Messenger RNA from Halteromyces radiatus, 689 nucleotides. RefSeq lists its product as uncharacterized. The coding region runs from base 51 to 662 and encodes 203 amino acids. The record is from RefSeq and is a predicted model, not a curated record. The transcript has a single exon. Lineage: Eukaryota; Fungi; Mucoromycota; Mucoromycetes; Mucorales; Cunninghamellaceae.
UUUUUUUUUUCCUUUCAAUAUGCCGCUUACUUUUUUUUUUUAAUAUAAAAAUGAUAUUCUAUAAAGAAUUACUAUUAAUAUUAUUAUUAUUAUUAUUAUUAUUAUUACUAUGUUUAUCACUUAUAGUUCAAGCCUCAUCACCAUCACCGCAGUUAGUGUAUCAACCUAAUGUACCCGACUAUAGAUUUACAAAUGAAGAACAAUCAUUGUUUGACAAACUUGCUCCGGAAUCAGAUCUCUCCAUCUUCCUUGAACUUUUGAUGCAUAAUGACUUGAUCUUCUCUUAUGUCAAUUCAACUACAACUGAUACAACCUUACAUACCUCAACUUUACAACAUCAUGGUGACCCUAUUACAGUCUUUUGUCCAACUAAUAAAGCAUUCUUAGAUUAUUGGAAAAUACACCCAAAAAAGACUUGGAAACGAAUAUUGGAACGACAUAUUGUGCCUCAAACAAAGUUGGAUGCAAAAGGUUUAAAACAUGCAAGUUCACUCAACACACUCCUUCCUGGUACUACCAUUCAUGUCAAACAACUUGAUUCUUCUUGGCAACAACCAUUAAUCAUUCUUUUAGAUGGUGAUACUUUGGUAGAUACUAGUCAUCCUAUAGUUUCUCGUCUUAGUAUAGCAUAUAAAAUCAAUCAUGUAUUACCUAUUGAAUAAACAAAUCAUCACAUCCUUUUUUUUUUU